Molecule: messenger RNA, 1226 nt
Organism: Engraulis encrasicolus (European anchovy)
Lineage: Eukaryota; Metazoa; Chordata; Actinopteri; Clupeiformes; Engraulidae
Exons: 4
Coding region: 97-1164 (355 amino acids)
Source: RefSeq, a predicted model, not a curated record
GUUGAGCAUGUCCUUGACCAGGGUAACUUCGUCUUCCAGACAUCUGGCAAGCCAACUAGAUUAACACGUUCCCAGAAGCACAAUGUGCUCGAAAUAAUGGCACAGACUAUUUACAGCUUCAAGCCAUACCCUAGCAAUACUGAUCUUUGUAAGGCUUCGGAAGCAUUGAUUACUGCCCACCCAUGCCUCAAAGAACUUGGAAGCAAGACUGGCUGGUACGGCUGGAAGGUCAGUUUGGCCUUCAAGAUGGGUAACUACAGACAGAAACUGGCCAAAUCGGGGUGUGCUGAGGUGUCCAUCAAUGCAGGAAAGAGAAGCAAGAACAACCCUGACAGCGAUCACCCCCAUGCCAAUAUUAAGCGAGCUCGUAGGUCGGAAGUGAACUUCCUACCCAACUUCCCAACUGGUGAAAACCAGGCCAGUCUUGACCUGAUGAGACUCGAGAUAAUUGAAGAGACUGACAAGUCGGAGAAGAAUUUGCAAUUCAUCGAAAAGCUGAUGCAGACAACCUUCGCUUUACGACGACAAGACAUCAUCAAAAGUCAAUUGCCAGUAAAGGACUUGCUGCGCAGCUGGCCAGCUCUGCAGUUGGAAUCGCAGGUUCUCUCAGAAUUCCAUCGUAUCACUAAUGUGAACCUGCGCAGCACAUUCUACGCUGAACUUGACAGACACACACCACGACUCCUCAACUUAUACAGACAAAAGGCAGUACGCACCGGCAAGUUGGCGGAGGCUCUACGGGCUACCCUCGCCGCUUAUGAUCUUCAGGAAGAACAUGAUGUCAUCUCGAGACGCACCCUGUCGCUGUGUGCCCUGCCGGUGUACCUGCGAGAAGAUGGAUCUGCCUUCUUUCAGACAUUCAAUGAGGAGGAGGAGCCUGAUUACCAUGAUGUCCCUCUUGCUCUUGGCAUAACUGGCGCAGACCCCUUCAGCUGCAAGAAGUUUACAGUCGUCAUUGAAGGCAAUGCUGUUUUUAACGAGGUUCCCACAAUUCCAGAUUCAUUUAUGUUGUUGUUUGGGCUGACUUAUGUGUUCAAUUUGGAAUACCCUAAGAGCCUCUUGAACACAUUCACAAUGAUCCAGAAAAUGUUUGUUUGUCUGGAUGAUGGCAAACCACUCAAACCCUGCCUAAUGACUUUGAAAGAAGAUUUGCUACUGCAGUAGUGCGUGUUUGUAACAUUUGCGCGCGCGCACACACACACACACACACACACACACACACACAC